UGUACGUGUUAAACUUUAAAGAGAUAAGAAAAUAGAACAUAAGGGGAAAUAGAUAUCUACGUCAGAAAUUAAACAUUUAUACUAUACAUAUAUAAAGAAGCGAGUUUUAAACAAAUAUGUUGAAACUAUUGUCUCUUGUCUGUGUUUUGUAUUCAGUAAGUGCUCUACUGGACUGCGAUUAUGAUGGGAUAAUUCGCAAAAGUGGUGAUCAUUUUCCCUCCAGUGAUGGAUGUAACAACUGUUUCUGCACUAACGGGGCCGUAGCAUGUACACUAAGAUUUUGUCUACCAAAAGUAACGUGUACAUACGGAAACGCCACAUACAAUGAAAAUGAUUCGUUCAAGGCACUGGAUGGGUGUAACACGUGCUCCUGUCGAAGAGGUAUGGUCGUUUGUACCGAGAUGUUUUGUCUACCUUCUACAGAUGUCCCUCUGUAAAAUAAAUAAACCAAAAAUAAAGAUAACAUGAAAGCGUU
Ruditapes philippinarum (Manila clam) is the source of this 475-nucleotide messenger RNA. RefSeq names its product U-reduvitoxin-Pr11a-like. Gene Ontology annotation, molecular function: peptidase inhibitor activity. Bases 117 to 437 code for a protein of 106 amino acids. NCBI's taxonomy places the organism in Eukaryota, Metazoa, Mollusca, Bivalvia, Venerida, Veneridae. The transcript is spliced from 3 exons. The record is from RefSeq and is a predicted model, not a curated record.